AUGCGCCACAGGGAGGCGCUCGCAGCAAAACAUGCAGCGGCGGCCCUUCCCGAGUUCGACAUGGUUGACAGCCUCAUCCGUCAACUCGCAGAGCAUCUCAGCCGUUCCGGCCCAUGGCAUCAACGGUUUCUGGAGCUUCAAGAACUCUUCACGUCCACAAACUUGGAGCUUCAGGGGAUUCACCAGGUCCGCUGGCUCUCCAGGGGUGACGCUGUUCUGCGUCUGGUGACCGUCUUCCCCGCGAUCAUCGUCAUGCUGUACGAGUGGGACGAAACGCUGUACGAGCUCGCCACGAGCUACAGGUUUCACUUCCUCUUGUACUUCCUGGCCGACGUGCUCGAGCAGCUGAACAUCCUGAACAAGUCUUUCCAGCAGCGAGAGCUUGACAUUGCAGGUGUGCACGCGCAGAUCAGGAGAACCAUCUCUUACCUGGAGACCCGCUACGUCGACUGCGGCGAUGAGUUUGGGGGCGGGUUGAGCGCGCGCCUGUCCCCGUUCAUCAUGAAGUACGGGCUGGACAGUAACAACCCCGAGGUGACGGUGCAAGGAGUGGACUCUGACGGUCGGCCCACUAAACACACGUUCAAACUGCACGAGAACCCGAGCGAGGACUACCCAACGCUGGGAAAUCACUACAACUGCGUGGAUCUCUGCACCUCGUUUGCAGAGACGCUCGUGCGCAACCUCACCAAGAGGUUUGCAGACUUGGACUCCCUUGUGGGAGUCAGGCUGUUCAUGCCCGAUGAGUACCCGCCAGAGAGAGGAGAGCGGCACAAGCAGUGUCUCGAGUGGCUCAUGUCACUCGUCAAGCUGUUCAGGGCACUAGAGACAGACUACAUCCUUCCUGGUACGUCUUGA
Closterium sp. Naga37s-1 is the source of this 858-nucleotide messenger RNA. The record is from the annotation of a GenBank genome assembly. Lineage: Eukaryota; Viridiplantae; Streptophyta; Zygnematophyceae; Desmidiales; Closteriaceae.